This is a messenger RNA of Chenopodium quinoa (quinoa), 1250 nucleotides long. RefSeq lists its product as uncharacterized. Lineage: Eukaryota; Viridiplantae; Streptophyta; Magnoliopsida; Caryophyllales; Amaranthaceae. Bases 137 to 931 code for a protein of 264 amino acids. The record is from RefSeq and is a predicted model, not a curated record. The transcript has a single exon.
AUCUAGCUAUCGUCAUUAUCCUUCUCUCUUUCUCUCUCUAACAAAAAUAAUAUCAAUUUUUCUCUCUCCUCUGAAAAUCAAACAAAUUUUUAGGGUAAAAUUCAGGUAAAUUUGUUCAAUUGUUUUGAACAAAAUCAUGGAAGAAAAUCAGAAUCUAAUUGAAAAUGAAGAAUUAUCGGAAAUUUCUGAUAAAUUGGACAAAACCUUAACCCUAGAAUCGUCAUCAACGCGUCAAUCUGAUGACGAUGAAGAAGAGGAAGAAGAUGAAAAUGGCGACGAAAAUGAGGAAUUUGAGUUUUGUUUUCUUGGAGGUUUAAAAUCGCCGGUUUCAGCGGAAGAAGUGUUCGAAGACGGUCAGAUUCGGGUAAUUUCACCGUUUCCCGGCGAAUAUUCCGGCGAAGGAGAGACGUCAUCGUCGUCGACGUACGGCCGGACGGUGAAGAAUGUGUUCGUGGUAUCAAACUCGCCGGAAAAUGAUGAUGUGGCGGAAGAAGGAUCGUACUGCGUGUGGAAAGCGCCGUCGCCGGAGAUGAGUCAGAAGAGCAAUUCGACGGGGUUCUCGAAGCUUCGGAAGAUGAGAGAUUUGCUAGCAAGGAGUAAUAGUGACGGAAAAGACGCAUUCGUGUUCCUAAACGGAAAAACAGACGCUUCGGGUUCAGGCGAAGCGAAAAGGAAGGAGAAGGAGAAGAAGAAGAAGGAGUUGAAGAUUGAAGUGGCGGAUAAAAAGGGUGGUGGUGAAACGACGGCGUUUGGAGGAGAGAGAAAAGAAGGAAAGAAGAAGAAGGAGAAGUCGGCGUAUGAAGCGUUGUAUUUGGGUGGAGGGAAAGACAAAAAGAAAGGCGGUGGGAAAUCGUAUUUGCCAUAUAGACAAGAUUUGGUCGGCUUUUUUACGAAUGGUAGUGUUUUGAGUAGAAAUGUUCAUCCAUAUUAAUACUUUAUAAUAUCAUUAAUUAGUUUUUUAACAAUAUAAUUUGUUUAUUUUGUUUUGUAAAUUGAAGAAAAAAAAAAUGUGAGUUGGGAGUUGAUAAUUGUAUGACUAAUGGCUUGCAUUUUUGUUGAUAUUAUUGUGUUAGGGAAGAUGUAAUGCUAAAUGCCUUAAUUUGUAUUUUUCAUUUUUUUUUUCUUUUUUGAGGGGUGGUGGUUUAGUGAUUCAUUUUGAUAUCUUGAGAUUUAUAUCCAUGUACGAGUAAUAAUAUCAUGUGAUUAUGGGCAAGUAUACUUAAAUAAACUAUAAGGCCCUUUUUUAUCUC